This is a messenger RNA of Entamoeba invadens IP1, 576 nucleotides long. RefSeq lists its product as hypothetical. Bases 1 to 576 code for a protein of 191 amino acids. The record is from RefSeq and is a predicted model, not a curated record. The transcript has a single exon. Lineage: Eukaryota; Evosea; Mastigamoebida; Endamoebidae.
AUGAUUCAUCAUUGUUUGAAAAAAUUAGCAACUGUUAAAGUUUCAAUUUUCAUUGAAAAAACAGCAGUAAGAGAAAUACUUAAAAAGGAUUUUAAUGUUGCAAUUUUGAUGCUUCGGCAACAAAAUGUUGAAGUUUUUGAUUGCGAGGAGAAUGUAGUGGACCACUGCAGUUUUCUUGAUAACUUGAGAUAUGUUGGGGAUGUAGCUGUGACUAAUGUAAAAGGUAUUGAUUCAGUUUAUUUCCAAAGUGACAACGAAAUCGUAAUAGAAGACCAAUUUGGAAAUGAUGGUUAUGACAAGUGGAUUGAAAUAAUAAAACAAAACAUUAAUAAAAACACACGAGAACAUGUUGAACAAGAUAAAUUAUUAAUAAAAGACCAAAAUACUCCAAUUCAAAAUGAUCUUAUUAAACAAGAGGAAAAGAACAGUACGCAAAAUGUGAAUGUGAAUAGUGAAAAUUAUGACAAUAAAAAUGAAAAAAAAAUACAAUACAAACUGAAGGUUCAGAUGAACACUUGGAAUAAUGAAAAAGGUGUACAACGCAAAAUGUAUCGAGUGAUGAAUUUCAAAUUGUAG